Octodon degus (degu) is the source of this 1405-nucleotide messenger RNA. Its product is annotated as CMRF35-like molecule 9. The transcript has 6 exons. The record is from RefSeq and is a predicted model, not a curated record. NCBI's taxonomy places the organism in Eukaryota, Metazoa, Chordata, Mammalia, Rodentia, Octodontidae. The coding region runs from base 102 to 959 and encodes 285 amino acids. Gene Ontology annotation, molecular function: signaling receptor activity. Gene Ontology annotation, cellular component: cell surface.
CACAGAGGCCCCUGUGGUGGACAACUCACCCCUAAGGCCUGGGACAGCUGGCUGCUCUCCUUGGGGCUCCUUUGCCCUCACCCUUCUUAGGAAGAGGACCCAUGGCCCAGGUGGCCCCAUGCCUGCUGUGCCCUGUGCUGCUGGUGCUCCUGACCUUAGGUGCCUGGGCCCAGUGCUGGGAGCUUCUAAAACUGCAGGAGGGCGAGACGCUCUCUGUGCGCUGUGAGCACGGCACACAUGGAAGAAGACGGGUGAAAGCUUGGUGUCGACAAAGGCCAACAGAGGUAUGUGACGUCUUAGUGACCAGUGGUCAGACUUUCGAUUCACGAUGUUCCAUCAAGGAUUUCAAGUACAGCUUUGAGGUCACCAUGACCGAGCUCAGAGUACAGGACUCGGGAUCCUAUCAUUGUGGAUUCCUUGAAGAUCAGUUCUACAGUUUCAAAAUCGUGCACCUGACGGUGUCUAAAGCUCCAACCCUACAUCCCACCAGGAGCACUCCGAGGACCAUGACAGUCCCAGCCCCAGCCUCUGCCUCCAGCCCAGCUACUGACAGUCCUCCAGGUGGCUGGCAGUGGAAGGGGGUCGUGGUGGGCGUGGUGGUGGCCAUCCUCCUCCUGCUGCUGCUGCUGGGCCUCAGCGUGCUCAUGGCCCUGUACCUCCGGAGAGCCCAAGGAGGAGCCCAGAAAGGUGGAGGAGCUGGGAACGGCGAGAGAGAUGUCCACCACGUCUAUGAGGACCUUGCAGCCCCAAAGGAGAGCGCUGACUUUGAGCAUCCAGUCCCCUCUGACCAGGACACCGGGACUGUCCACUAUGCCUCCCUCACUCACCUAAGUCACUCUGGCACCGAGGACCCCACUGACUACGAUAGCCGUUUCCUGUCUGUGGAAUACGCCAGCAUUGCUGGACGCAGGCCCCAGCCCUCAGCACACCCUGCCCUUGAGGGAGAGCCCAGGAAGUGAAGGCUGGCGGGGUCCACUGGGCAGCAGGUACUGCUCGGGCGUUCCCUGUAUAAAGCUACUGUGCCCACCAAAAGGUGACUGCGCAUAGCCGAUGUGACCAGGCUGGUCAGGGCCAGCGUCCUGCUGCAGGGAGUGGAGGCAGGAGCAGGAGAGGGGAGUUCUGAGCACAGCAGAGGGUGUCCGGCCCUGCUCGGUUGUCUAGGCCUGUGAAGACGCUCCCAGGAGAGAGUCCAAUAGGAUGGGGGCCCCUGCUCCUUCAGUGCCUGCCACUUCCUUCCUGGCCAGGGUAUGGGUGCCUGGUGGCUUGUGCAAGUCCCUCUGUCACUGCCUCUGCAGCCUGGAAGCCAGGCAGGGGCUUGGCCCCAUUCCCAGAAAACUCCUUUGCUGCUGGUCUCCUGGUGCUGCCUCCUCAACUGUCAGGGAUUCCCACCACCCUGCCAGGCAGA